Messenger RNA from Diaporthe citri, 678 nucleotides. RefSeq lists its product as uncharacterized. The coding region runs from base 1 to 678 and encodes 225 amino acids. NCBI's taxonomy places the organism in Eukaryota, Fungi, Ascomycota, Sordariomycetes, Diaporthales, Diaporthaceae. The record is from RefSeq and is a predicted model, not a curated record. The transcript is spliced from 2 exons.
AUGUCUGUCCCACGUCUUCUCUUCAUUACGGUGGCGCUUCUCGCAGCGGACGCAAUCUCCCAAGAAGAUCAAGGAGGCACCUGUGGCCCGUUUGCGCUGACCACGACUUCGGGCACAUUGUAUUCUGCACCUAAUGGUACACAACUGCCCGGGUCAACCCAGACCGAACUGGAGCCGGGACAGUACCUCAUCUCUGAUAAUGGGACACUCACGACCCACAAUGGGUCCCUCUGCGAAUUCCGACCUUACCUGAUCUGUCUCCCGAACAAUACUCACUCCGAAGGAGACGGCGCUUUUGUCGUCGGCGAAUAUGGACGUCUCUCCUACUCCAACAACGACACCUUCAACGGUUGCAGUCCCUCGGUGGAAGAUGGAUCUACUUUCGAAGACAUGCGCAUAUUCCCUGGCAGUGCUCCACCGGGUAAUGGCUCGGGGGUUGCAUCGUGUGGCUUUCUUGCUAUGCAGGCCUCACGCUGUCACCCUGGUGAGAAUGACGCGGAAUCCAACAACACCGACGCCGCCGCCAGCUCUAGCAACAGCACCAACGCGACCGGAGAAACCAAUGGUGCCAACAGUACUGAAGACGGUCCAACCACAAGUGGCACAUCAGGAUUGAUGAUGGGUCUGAGCACUUCCCUGUACGGUCUGUUUCUAGUUCUCGGGCUUGCUUCGUCCUGA